Entelurus aequoreus (snake pipefish) is the source of this 3486-nucleotide messenger RNA. Its product is annotated as A disintegrin and metalloproteinase with thrombospondin motifs 18-like. Lineage: Eukaryota; Metazoa; Chordata; Actinopteri; Syngnathiformes; Syngnathidae. Gene Ontology annotation, cellular component: extracellular matrix. Gene Ontology annotation, molecular function: metalloendopeptidase activity. Gene Ontology annotation, biological process: proteolysis; extracellular matrix organization. The record is from RefSeq and is a predicted model, not a curated record.
UCUGAUGUUGAAUGGGAUUGUGGCGUGUUAGUAACUUCCUGUCCUCGGUCCUCCUCAGACUACGCCUUCGCCACCCCGGUGGAGGUGGACGCUCUGGGACGCUACCUGAGCCACGACGUGGGCCGGCGAGGACGCCGGGGCCGGAGGUCGGCCCCGGCGUCCCUGCACUACCGCUUCUCGGUCUUCGGCCGGGACGUGCACCUGGACCUGGAGCCGUCCCCGGUGGUGGCGGGCUUCACCGUGCAGACGCUGGGCUCGGAGGGCGUCGCCACGGUGACGGAGGGCGACGCGUUCCGGGGCUGCCUCUAUCAGGGAUUUAUUCGGAACCUGUCCUCAUCCUCGGCGGCCAUAUCCACGUGUUCGGGACUGUCAGGUCUGAUCCGCGUGUCGGAGCACGAGUAUUUGAUCUCUCCUCUCCCUCAGCAUCUGGCCAGACGUCACAACUUCAGCGCCCCCGAGGGCCACCGCCCCCACGUGCUCUACAAGCGCUCCGCCCAGCACGCCGUCCACAACCCGGCCGGCGACGCCCCUCCGCCCACGCCCGCCAGCCGUCGCCACGACGACCCGCACCCAGGCCCGCCCAAGCGACACUUCUGCGGGCGCCGCAAGCAAUACGCUCCGGAACUUCCCGCCGAGGACCGCUUCGUCAUGCCGGACGAGUUCGCCACGUCGGACGGCGAGGGUCCCGGCAGGCCCAGGAGGUCGCCUAUGGACUCCAACAGGGUGGGGGCUCUGAACGUGGAGACCCUGGUGGUGGCGGACAAGAAGAUGGUGGAGAAACACGGCCGGGACGACGUCACCACCUACGUCCUCACCGUCAUGAACAUGGUUUCCAGUCUCUUCAAAGACGGCACCAUCGGCACAGACAUCAACAUCGUGGUGGUCAGCUUGUUGCUCCUGGAACAAGACCCCCUGGGCCUGACCAUCAACCACCACGCCGACCACUCGCUCAACAGCUUCUGCCAGUGGCAGUCGGGCCUGGUGGGCAAGAGCGGGAAGCGUCACGACCACGCCGUCCUCCUCACCGGCCUGGACAUCUGCUCCUGGAAGAACGAGCCCUGCGACACCCUGGGUUUUGCGCCUAUAAGCGGCAUGUGCAGCAAAUACAGAAGCUGCACCAUCAACGAGGACACGGGACUCGGCCUGGCCUUCACCAUCGCCCACGAGUCCGGACACAAUUUCGGGAUGAUCCACGACGGCGAGGGGAACCCGUGUCACAAAACCGAGGGCAACAUCAUGUCCCCGACUCUUGCAGGCAACAACGGCGUGUUCUCCUGGUCCACCUGCAGCCGGCAGUACCUCAGUCGCUUCCUGGGGACCACACAGGCGUCCUGUCUGGUGGACGAGCCCAAGCAGAUCGGCCAGUACAAAUAUCCCGAGAAGCUUCCCGGGCAGCUUUACGACGCGGACACCCAGUGCAAGUGGCAGUUCGGAGCCAAGGCCGCCUUGUGCCGCCUGGACUUUGUCAAGGACAUCUGCAAGUCGCUGUGGUGUCACCGCACGGGCCACCGAUGCGAGACCAAGUUCAUGCCCGCCGCCGAGGGUACGAGCUGCGGGCCAGACAUGUGGUGUUGGCGAGGUCAGUGCGUGAAAUACGGCGAGCACGGCCCCAAAGCGGUCCAUGGCCAGUGGUCACCCUGGUCCCAGUGGUCGGAGUGUUCCAGAACCUGCGGAGGCGGGGUCAUGCACCGAGAGCGCUCCUGCACCAGCCCCAGGCCGCAGUACAACGGUAAUUUCUGUCCGGGCUCCAACCGUCUCAACCAGCUGUGUAACACCCGGCCGUGCCCGCACAACACGGUGGACUUCCGGACCCAGCAGUGCGCCGAGUACAACAGCAAGCCCUUCAGGGGCUGGUACUACAAGUGGAAGCCGUACACCAAAGUAGAAGAUGAAGACGUCUGCAAGCUGUACUGCACCGCCGUGGACUUUGACUUCUUCUUCGCCAUGUCCGGCAAGGUCAAAGACGGCACCUCCUGCUCCCACCACCAAGGCGACGUCUGCAUCGACGGAGUUUGCGAGGCCGUGGGCUGCGAUCAGAUUUUAGGUUCCAAAGCCUCUCUGGAUUCGUGUGGCGUAUGUAAAGGGAACAACUCCACCUGCAAACUGUACAAGGGCCAAUACACCCUGCAGCACAGAGCCAACGAGUACUACUCCAUGGUCACCAUCCCGGCGGGCGCUCGCAGCAUCCGCGUGGAAGAGAUGGAGGUGUCCAGCAGCUACCUGGCCGUGCGCUCGCUGAAGAGGAAGUACUACCUGACUGGGGAGUGGACGGUGGACUGGCCGGGGAAGUUCCACAUGGGAGGAGCCGUGUUCAGCUACCAGCGCUCCUUCAACACGCCGGAGAGCCUCCACGCCGCCGGGCCGACUAAUGAGACGCUGGUGUUUGAAAUCCUCCUGCAGGGCAGGAACCCCGGCGUGGUUUGGGAGUACACGCUGCCCCGGGCCGAGAGGAAGCCCGACUACAGCUGGGGCGUGGUGCGCUCCGACUGUUCCGCUCCAUGCGCCGGAGGUCGUAUCUCCACCAAGGCCAUUUGUCUGCAGGACCAGAAAGUCCACGUCAACUCCAGCAUGUGCAACCCGCUCACCAGACCUACCCUGGGUUCUCACCUCUGCAACACCCAGCCCUGUCCUGCAUACUGGUGGAGCGGAGCCUGGGGGUCUUGCAGCCGCUCGUGUGGAGGGGGCCAGCAGAGCAGAAGUCUGCGCUGCAUGAGGAAGGUGACCUACCAAAGAGAGGAGGGGGCCGCUCACUCCCUCUGCCCCGUCAUCUCACCUGCUCAGGUGCAGCCCUGCAACACCAUGGCCUGCCCGCCGGACUGGAACACUGGAUCCUGGUCUCAGUGUUCCAAGUCGUGCGGCCGCGGACUCAGGAAGCGUAGCGUGUUCUGCCAGGGCGGCGACCCCGGGGCCGGCAGGACGGCGGUGGCGGUGGUGCCGGACAGCAUGUGCAGGCAGCACCAGCGGCCCAAAGCCCAGGAGACCUGCGUGUUGCGCCGCUGCCCCAAGAACGACCGGCUCCAGUGGCUUCCUGCUUCCUGGGGAGAGUGCUCCAGGUCCUGUGACGCGGGUCUCCAAACGCGAGAGCUGCGCUGUGGGGAGAAAGACUUCCAGGGAGGGUUUGUGGAGUUUCCCCUGAGAAGGUGCAGGAAUCUGCCCAAACCCUCCGUGGAUCUUCAGCAGGUCUGCAACCGAGGUCCCUGCCCUGAGGUGCCUCGGGUCUCGGCGGGCAGGAACGCCCCGGGUGCUGUGGCGUCGGGCUGGUACUCAUCUCCGUGGCAACAGGGGUCUUUGCUCGUGCCGGUGCUGAUGGCAUCACUUUGGGGGAGCACGUCUGCGGCGACGUGUCCCAGCUUGAGACUGUUGCUUCCCCCAAACAAGCGGCAGGCGUACCGCUUCCUGGCCGUCAAUAAGAAGCUGGGCCUGAGUGGGCGUCCGGAUCGACCCGUGGGCUGCAUCGGCACCUCCAAGGUCACAGGUCACGGGUGA